AUUUUAACAGGAACGCUAAUUUCCGUAAGAAUGUCGGUCUUUAAUAAUAUCUCGUCUGUGUGCUCGAGUGUCAGUGUCAAGGUCUAACCAGACCAAACCAAACCAGAUACAAAUACAUAAGUUAGUGCGUGAAGAGCAGUGGAAUGGUUCUUGUUUGUACUACAAACUAUUUUUGAGUACGCAGUAAUUAUUUAAAAAAAAAAAAUGCUGUCAGGACAGUUUGUUCGUAGCAUUCAGUUGCGUGCAAUACGAUAUUUUACUCGUAGCAGUAUUUUAAGAGAAAUUAAUAAAGUAGAUAAAAUUCCUGCACAAAAAAGCAAUGAAAUUACAAAAGAAGUUAUAGGUUCACGCAUGCACCGUGUAACUAAUUUUGACAAGAGAAUACUUGUUUGGGUAAAACGAUAUCCGAGCAUUGCAGAUGUUCCUAAGGAUGUUACAGUGGACUGUAUACUUAGUGCAAGAAGUAAAGCACGAAUCAAGACAUGUAAUUAUAUGAUAGUUUUUACCAUAAUUGGUUGCAUAGGCGCUGUAUUACUUGGAAAACGAGACGCUAAAAGAGGAGUAAGUUUGAUUAAACAAAGAGAAGAGUGGCUCAAGCAAGUAAACGAAGAAGAUAAAAAGAAAUAGAUAUGUAAAUAUUAGGAAAAUGUAGAAAUCUUUAGGACAAAUUUUCUGAGAGGUACAGAUGGAUAUUAUAAAUCUCGAUUGAUUAUUUUAAAAUGAGAUU
Molecule: messenger RNA, 727 nt
Organism: Mycetomoellerius zeteki
Lineage: Eukaryota; Metazoa; Arthropoda; Insecta; Hymenoptera; Formicidae
Product: UPF0389 protein CG9231
Exons: 4
Coding region: 205-627 (140 amino acids)
Source: RefSeq, a predicted model, not a curated record